GGGUGGCCAGCGCACACAGCAGGGACAGCUCAAAACACGGGUGGUCGGUGCACACAGCAGGGACAGUUCAGAACACGGGUGGUCGGUGCACACAGCGGGGACAGUUCAGAACACGGGUGGUCAGGUGCACACAGAGGGGACAGUUCAGAACACGGGUGGUCAGGUGCACACAGCGGGGACAGUUCAGAACACGGGUGGUCGGUGCACACAGCGGGGUCAGUUCAGAACACGGGUGGUCGGUGCACACAGCGGACACAGUUCAGGACACAGGUGGUCAGUGCGCACAACAGGGACAGUUCAGCACACUCGCGGGUAGUCCAGGCGUGUAGCAGAGCAGUGCACAACCCAGGUGGUCUGCGUGCACAAGAAGGCCAGCCCAGGACACGGGUGGCCAGCGCACACAGCAGGGACAGCUCAAAACACGGGUGGCCAGCGCACACAGCGGGGCCAGUUCAGAACACGGGUGGUCAGUGCACACACAGCGGCGCCAGUUCAGAACACGGGUGGUCGGUGCGCACAGCAGGGACAGUUCAGGACACAGGUGGUCAGUGCGCACAACAGGGACAGUUCAGGACACUCACGGUAAGCACCUUGCAGACCCUCAGCAGCAGGCGGCUCCAGACAGGGGCGACCAGCGGUUGGCGUUCCAGGGACAACCAGCGAUCAGCAGUAGCUCCCCGGGCACUCAGCAGC
Staurois parvus is the source of this 693-nucleotide messenger RNA. The record is from the annotation of a GenBank genome assembly. Lineage: Eukaryota; Metazoa; Chordata; Amphibia; Anura; Ranidae.